GCUGAAUUUCCGCUCUUCUCAACGCUCCCCGCAGAGCUCCGCAACCAGAUAUGGCAGGACGCCUUGCCGGACAAAAUCGGACAACUACUGUACUUCUACAAAAAGGGGUGCUGGUGCCCUCGACGCCUGGUAGAAGGUGACCAGGGUUACGACCCCGACAACGACGAGCUUAAUUUGGCUUAUGAGUUCCGCCAUGAGUUGUUAAACCAUGUCAGAAUCGAUGUUCCGGGCUACUUUGUCAACCGCGAAGCCCACAGUAUUGCAUCAACCUGGGUUCGCGGGCAAGGCCUUAAGCUGUGCUCCCACAAGGGUAAACUUAUCUUCGUCCGCCCAUUUGACCCAUUGCUGGACACGUUGUAUGUCCCGCUGGAGAAAUGGAGUGACUUCCUCAACGAGCCUCAUGAUCGGCAAUUUCAACCAGAUCUUCUUUACCGGGAUCUCGACUUUCCUGGGAUUUAUUUUACCCGCAUUGCAAUACCAACGACCAUUCUGGAAGACGACCCAGACCCACUGCCCGCUUUUUUCGAAUGUUAUGAGCGUUUCGAAAGACUAUUCAUUAUC
Aspergillus glaucus CBS 516.65 is the source of this 561-nucleotide messenger RNA. RefSeq lists its product as uncharacterized. The record is from RefSeq and is a predicted model, not a curated record. The transcript has a single exon. The annotation marks the transcript as partial. NCBI's taxonomy places the organism in Eukaryota, Fungi, Ascomycota, Eurotiomycetes, Eurotiales, Aspergillaceae.